AAAGUAGAAUUUUGUGUGAUAAGUUUUUUCUUGGAGCGUAUUCUCUUCAUAAAAUAAAUGUGGGAAACAUAUUGUCAUCUUCUGCUACAAUUGAUACCCAAAAAAGGCUUUGUGAAAAGAAUGCCAAGAUAGUGUCACUACUAUCACAAAACUUUAAGUGAAUAAAAAUGUGAGAGAAGCUAAUACUUAGCAUAUGGUUUUUCCCCAAACUGGAAAAGCUUGUAUAAGAAUAUUAUCUAGGCUUCUUCCUCUUCCGGGGACGUUGUGUGCAGGCACUCGGAAUGGCCCAGCGUUUGACAUACCGGCGUAGGCUUUCCUACAAUACCGCCUCCAGCAACACUAGGCUGUCCCGGACCCCUGGUAAUAGAAUUGUUUACCUUUAUACCAAGAAGAUCGGGGAAGCACCAAAAUCAGCAUGUGGCGUUUGCCAAGGCAGGCUUCGAGGGGUUCGUGCUGUAAGACCUAAAGUGCUUAUGAGAUUGUCCAAAACAAAGAGACAUGUCAGCAGGGCCUGUGGUGGUUCCAUGUGUGCUAAAUGUGUUGGUGACAGGAUCAAGCGUGCUUGCUUUAUCGAGGAGCAGAAGAUCAUUGUGAAAGUGUUGAAGGCGCAAGCACAGAGUCAGAAAGCUAAAUAAAAAAUGAAACUUUGAGUAAUAA
Molecule: messenger RNA, 657 nt
Organism: Cebus imitator (Panamanian white-faced capuchin)
Lineage: Eukaryota; Metazoa; Chordata; Mammalia; Primates; Cebidae
Product: 60S ribosomal protein L34-like
Exons: 1
Coding region: 282-635 (117 amino acids)
Biological process (GO): translation
Cellular component (GO): ribosome
Molecular function (GO): structural constituent of ribosome
Source: RefSeq, a predicted model, not a curated record